AUGAAACUGCGACUUAGGUCUCUUCUUACCAAUCAAACUCUGAAGCUGGAAGUUCCGGAGACAUGCAAUCUCCAACAGCUUAUAGGGAUUCUCUCUGAGUCCUUCUCUUCGCCUUCGCCAUCUCCUCCCCGUUUCUCGCUCAACCGGAAAGACGAGCUCCGUGGAUCUUCCCCGCUCAAUCCUUUACGUUCUUUAGGGAUUACCUCUGGCGAUCUGAUUUAUUUCUCUUUUGACGCAAACGAUUUCUCCCCAGUUCCAACAGAAACCCUAGGCGCCGGCUCCAGUUCGAGUUCCAUGGCCUCCUCACGAGGACAGUUGUCCGCCGAGGAAGGGUGUAAAAACCUACCGGCACCUUCUAAUUCGGGUAAUUUCCGAGCAUCUGAUGCCUUUGAUUCGAAGGGUAGUGCUUGUGAUGUGAAUUGUGGGCUUAGCUCUGAAAUUUCUAGGGAUUCUGGCCUGAUGGCUGUGAGUAAUACGGAAGGGGAAAGUUCGAAUGUUAAUUUCGGUGUAGAUGAACACAGGUCUAUAACUCUUGGCCAAAAAUCAUCUGGAACAGUGAAGUCAGAUGAAGAUGAUUGUAUGGAUAUUGAUGGGGCAUCGUCUGUAAAUGCUAUUGGGAUCAGCGACAGGUUUUCUCAGCCGUACUUCCUGCGGUGGGUGUUGAGGGCAGAACUGGGUGCUUGUGAUAGUAGUUAUCACAAGCUCCUGUUUGCAGCAGUUCACGCAGUUUUUCUGGAAUCGGGUUUUGUGGGCUACGAUUCAGUGUCUGGGAGUAGAAUGGAGCAGUUUCACUUUGAUAAGGACUGGCCUUCGAUGUGGUCUGCACUUUCAGUCUCGUAUACUCUCCCCCAACUUCAGGGAAAGGAGGUUAUAUCAAUCGCUUUGAAGUUCCGAACUUUGGGCAAUUUCUUGAAUGUCUUUGGUUCUUUGGUUACAAGUGGAGCAAAUACGUACCGCCUCUGCUUGAAUGGAAAGGAUUUGGUCCCGACUCUGCACCUGCUUUGGGCGAAUUCCCAGAAGAGGCAGACUGAUAGUGAUGGAUCUCUUGAGGCCAUGGAUUAUUCUCAUGAAAGCCAGGUCUUUAAGUUCUGGAAAGAUGUCAAAGAUGGGCUAUGUCUGCCAUUGUUGAUUGAUCUUUGUGGCAAGGCCGGUUUGCCUUUGCCAUCGUGUUUUCUGAGCCUCCCUACUGACCUUAAGCUCAGCAUUCUGAAGCUGCUUCCUGGAGUUGACGUUGCUAGGAUGGAAUGUGUUUCUCCGGAGAUGCGUUAUCUAUCAUCAAACAAUGAGCUUUGGAAGCAGAAGUUUGCAGAGGAGUUUGGAAGUGAGCAGCUUGCGACCUACCCGAUGAUCAAUUGGAAACAGAGGUUUGUUUCUGAACUGGAGUGGUGUAGGAAACGAAAAAGGGAGGAGGAAGAGAUGGCAGCUAUAAGGUGGGCUGUGCCUGGAAUUAGAAGGGAUCCUAAUCCGCUUGGGUAUCCUGCUGGUGGAAUAUUGGGUGGAGAUUACGACCGCAUACCUGGGCUGGGAAUCCCGCUUCCUUUCCCACGUGUUGGUCCUGGGCUGGGCAUGCCGCCAUUUUUCACACAGCACAUUGGUCCAGGUUUAUUCCAGGCUGGGCGAAGAACAUCUCGCAACGUGAGGACCAACUGUGAUUUUGGAGGGGGGUUCCGUCUCUAG
Linum tenue is the source of this 1677-nucleotide messenger RNA. NCBI's taxonomy places the organism in Eukaryota, Viridiplantae, Streptophyta, Magnoliopsida, Malpighiales, Linaceae. The record is from the annotation of a GenBank genome assembly.